This is a messenger RNA of Elaeis guineensis (African oil palm), 1320 nucleotides long. The record is from RefSeq and is a predicted model, not a curated record. Lineage: Eukaryota; Viridiplantae; Streptophyta; Magnoliopsida; Arecales; Arecaceae.
GAGUUGGUGGAGCAAGAAUGCAAGAAAUGGGAAAGCAAAGGGAUUAACAUUAAAUAUGAGAUAAGGGACAAUCGACAUGGAUAUAAAGCAGGUGCUCUAAAGGAAGGAUUGAAGCGCGACUAUGUACAUAACUGUGAUUAUGUUGCUAUAUUCGAUGCAGAUUUUCAACCUGAAGCUGAUUUUUUAUUGCGAAGUAUUCCUUUUCUCAUCCACAAUUCACAAGUAGCUUUGGUACAAGUUCGAUGGAAAUUUGUGAAUGCCAAUGAAUGUAUGAUGACAAGGAUACAAGAGAUGUCAAUGGAUUACCAUUUUAAAGUUGAACAAGAAUCUGGUUCAACCAUGUACGGCUUCUUUGGUUUCAAUGGAACUGCUGGUGUUUGGAGAAUAUCAGCUCUUGAAGAAGCUGGAGGAUGGAAAGAUCGAACAACAGUGGAGGACAUGGAUUUAGCAGUUCGAGCAACUCUUUGUGGUUGGAAAUUCAUUUUUGCAGGCGACAUCAAGGUUAAAAGUGAAUUGCCUAGUACAUUCAAGGCGUAUCGUAAUCAACAAUAUCGAUGGGCUUGUGGUCCAUCUAAUUUAUUUAGAAAGACUGCGGAAGAGAUACGAAGGACAAAGAAAAUAUCACUAUGGAGGAAAAUACAUUUGAUGUAUAGCUUUUUUGUCGUUCGGAGGAUUAUAUCCCAUAUUGUUACCUUCACAUUUUACUGUGUGGUCAUACCAGCAUCAGUUUUUGUUCCGGAAGUCAACAUUUCAUCGUGGGGAGUGGUUUACAUCCCCACAACAAUUACUCUUCUGAACUCAGUUGGAACUCCAAGCUCAUUCCAUCUAUUACCCUUCUGGAUCUUCUUUGAGAAUGUUAUGUCCAUGCAUCGCACAAGAGCAGUUCUGACUGGUCUAUUGGACAUGGGAAAAGUAAAUGAAUGGGUUGUGACUGAGAAACUAGGAAAUGCUGUAAAGGCAAGUAAUGACAAAGAACCUGGCAAAAAAUCUGGAUCACCAUCAUCCAAAAGGAUUCUUCUCCCAGAGCUUGGAAUGGCAGUAUGCCUUUUCCUAUGUGCAUGCUAUGACUUUGCCUGUGGGAAGAACAACUACUUCUUUUACAUCUAUCCACAAUCCAUCACAUUCUUCAUCCAAGCAACUUUUGAUACUUUUUCCUCUGAAAGUUGAAUGUGUAAUACCAAUAUUUGAACCUCUGUUAAAUCUUAACAAUGAAGAAAAUGAAUUCUUUUCGCAUCUUCUUCAUUGACAAUGUGGCAGGAUUAUCUUGUUCAUUUGGUUAAAUUUGUCAUGGUUUAAAACUUAGAUAAUGUAUAUUGAAGG